This is a messenger RNA of Ceratina calcarata, 1855 nucleotides long. RefSeq names its product UPF0692 protein CG33108. Lineage: Eukaryota; Metazoa; Arthropoda; Insecta; Hymenoptera; Apidae. The record is from RefSeq and is a predicted model, not a curated record. The transcript has 5 exons. Bases 845 to 1594 code for a protein of 249 amino acids.
GUACCUCACGAUUUUUCCGGCUAGAAUUCAACGUUGGUGUCUUUACGAAAUCGUAUCGUACGAGUUCGGAGAGUCUUCAUCUAUGACAGUAAUGUUAAAGUAAAGUUCCUCAUGGCAUACGUAGCGAAAUCUCCGAAUUCGUUUCAGUUCGUAACGCGGUAUAAAAGGAUAACUCGUGUACGCAUACCAGCCGAGUGCUGCUAGGGUUCUUGGAAACAAUGCACUUGCCCAAACUAGUGAAUCGUCUUCGUAACUAUAGCGCCCACGAGGAAUUUCUUAUCGGACUGUAUACCGUGACGGGCGCCUCGACGAAUAAGGCAAAGUGUGCUGGUGUCAGCUCCCUCGCAGAGGAUUAGAAAUUACGAUCGCGAUCAGGGAGUGAUCUUCAAGAAUCUCGUCGCUCGUUUAUACGUUUACCCCUGAAGUCCAUCGACGUGGCCGAAAUAGUGUCGUUAAUUCUUAUUUUUACCGAGGAAUUACAUAAUGUAUGGUGAACGAAAGUACUGGCCUGGCCUCGUCUGUACGACUGAUCCAACACACGAUCUGCAUGAGAUCUUACGUGCACUACAAUCGUUAAAUCGGUAAUCGUCGUCGACUGACAUUUUGGACCUUGACAAGAGAUCGAAAGGAUUUACGAUGACCGAGGAAUAUCGCACAGUUCUCCAGUGAACAGAGAGCAUACCACCGAGAGAUGGCAAUAUUUAAAUUGAAGAUACUAAAGCACAGGUGUAUGAUUUCAUAGUCGUGGAAAGCAUUCGCCUUUUUUAUCGAAACCUGCGACCACAGAUAUUCGUCGUUAACCGAACAAAACAGUUUUGUUCGCGCCCUGUUCGUUGCUUGACAAAUGCCAGCACCGCCUCCACCUCUCUCAAGUUUGCCAGACGCACCUAUGUGCGAGAAAACCGAAGUGAACGAUGCAGAUUCUCUGCCACCGUGGGCGAAAAUUACUCUUACAUCUGCAGAGGCGGAAAUUGAAAAACUGAUAGCGCGGAACGAGUUGAAGGAUGCGGAAGUCACGUAUUUUUGUCAAGUUGAACCGAUCUUGCAAGAUGGACCACAAUGCGGUCUGGUGGCACUUGCGAUGGCGUCGCAGGAAUACACAAAGCCAGUUUCCGUUAGUCAGCUUUUAGCAGAGGCUCGUGUGAGAGGUUUCACCCAACACGGAGAGGUGUACAGCGUCGAUUUCAUGGGUACACUAGCUGCCGAAUAUUUACCUGACCAUAGACCGGAUAUCUUAGUGGAUUUGCAACAGUGCCCAGACACGUUAACGCACGCUUUAGCUCACGGUGCAAUGGUACUGAUCCCAUACGACUCCGACUUCAAUCAUGCACCAUGCUUAAAAAGAGGCCAUAAAGCCCACUGGGCGUUACUCGUGGGUCUAAUCUCGUCUAGACAAGGAUAUCAUGUGUUAGCUCGUCAUGGAAAAUCGCGUCAUUUAGCUUGUUGGCCAUUACGCGAUUUGAUCGAAAGCAACGGCAACUUGGAGGAGGAGGGAACGGCCAAACACGCAGGAGGAUACGUGAUACCGAAGGGUGGUGUCGGCGGUCAGAGAGGUUUGCGCGGCAGGGCACUUGCGUUACACCCAUACAUAUAAAAAUCGUGUACAAGAAUUGUAGGUAAUUAAUAUCACACAGCGAAAGACAGAAACUAUUACUACUACUACUACUACUACUACUAUACUACUACUACUACUACUACUACUACUACUACUCUUGACUGUACUAUUAUUGUAUCCACACAAUACGGUAAAACGAUAAAACAUUGAACGGCGUAAUGUUUGCACAGCUACUACGGAAUUUGAUUAUUUAUAAAAUUGUAAAUGCUUUUAAGUAUAACGUAUGCGUAUCAAGUUUCA